Molecule: messenger RNA, 1763 nt
Organism: Rhagoletis pomonella (apple maggot)
Lineage: Eukaryota; Metazoa; Arthropoda; Insecta; Diptera; Tephritidae
Exons: 2
Coding region: 903-1286 (127 amino acids)
Source: RefSeq, a predicted model, not a curated record
UUCUUUUGUGUGUGUCUGUGUGUGUGUGUGUAUUGUGCACCAAAAAGCCCCAUAAAUACGAGAAAUGUCGCUUAGGAGAGGUUAAAGCAAAUGCACACCACUUGCCGGCACCUAACCUACCUAACAAGAACAGAACAGUGCAGUGAAAAACCUCUGAGAUGGUCACACAGACAUUGCGGCGUGGGCACAUUUUUUAAAGGCAUUCGUGGUAGUUCUGUGUAUGUAGGUGCGUGAGGGCGCGGGUGUUGGCUUGUCAUGCAAUCAUGUUGACACUAAUGACCGCAACGGGUGUACCUGUUGGAGAAAUGUGUUUCUAGUCUAGUAGUUGACAUCUAAAGAGUGAGAUUUUGCUGAAUAAAAGUACACCGUGGUUCCUGUCAACAUACAUAUGUACAUACUAUUUACGUGUUUCUGCGUCGGAGAUUUGCAAGUAGCAUGCAACGCGGGUCAUUAAUGCUUAUCACACAGGCUUGAAAAAAGUUUACAAACUGACACAUGAGUGUGCGUGACAAGAAAUGACAUAUAAAGAUGAGAAAAAACAUAAAAUAUAAAUACAUACAAGCACUUAUAUACAUAUGUAGUAUAACAUAGUGCAAUAUUUUAAAAAGAAAAUUUAAUAAUCACAAAAAAAUUUAUGCAAAAUUGAUUUUCCAAAGUGUUUCCGAACGCCGACAUCUAGCAAUCGUUUCAAUAUAAACAAAUUAGUUGUGUUAAAUGUGUCCGUCGGUGUGGAAAUAACAACAAACUAGUGCAGCAUAUUGACAAAUGCAUAUACAUAUGUAUGUAUGUAUGUAUAAUAUGCAUACCUAUUUACAUGCUUACAAAUGUGUGGAAGCUUUCAUACGCUCGCUUAGUCAAUUAUUAAGUCAACUAGACAAUACGUCAAAAUAUAAGCAAAAAAUAUGACAACGGAAACAUCAACUAAUGCCAUGCAGCGGCAUCUGCUGACCAUCGAAAAGUUACGCACCCGAGUUUUAGAAUCGAAUGUUUCUCAACUAAUCGACGAAGUGAAAGACUUCAACGAUGAGCUACUCGAAGUACAACGCUUAGACGAGCUUAUCAUUGCGCUGCGCAAUUAUAAUGGUCCAACAAUAUGUCACGAAUGGCCAUAUCCGCUAAUAUUUAAGGGAACCAUCGAUGAUGCAGAUGUCGCACAAAUUCUCAAUGGCAAGCAGCGAAUUGGUGGUAAUCGUAGGAAGAGCAACGACAACAAAUUUAGCAAUGGAUUGAAGAGUAGAGCAACAAUGAACACUACUGCAAGUCUAGUUAGUAAUGAAACGGUAUAGCAUUUAGUAGUUUGUAAACUUAGACACUUAGAAAUAUGUAGUAUGUAUGUAUGUAGAGAAUUAUUAAGUAAAAUUUCUUCAAAGCUGUUAUGAGUUUUCCAUAUACAUAUGUAUGUAUGUAUACAUGGUAUAUAGGUAGAUAAAUAUUUAUUCUAAAUGUGAUGAUUUUGCUAACAUGUAUGUAUGUAUGUAUGUUCAUACAUAUUCGUAUUCACAUGGCAAUGGCUGAUGAUAUAGCCUUCAUAUAAAUAGCAUAUCAGGUGUCUUAUUUCUACGUACAUACAUACAUACAUACGAUGAAUACUUUACGCCUUGGUAGUUAUGUAUGUAUGUUCAUAUGUAUGUACGCACACCUAAAAAAGUCAAUGAAGUUGUGAUUUACUAUGUACGAGUAUGUAUGUAUGUAUGUACCUAUGUAAUAUGAACAAUGUUGAGAGAUUAUGUUGCCAUUAAAUAAAGACUGUGUGAAAAAAUGCA